Molecule: messenger RNA, 1338 nt
Organism: Penicillium alfredii
Lineage: Eukaryota; Fungi; Ascomycota; Eurotiomycetes; Eurotiales; Aspergillaceae
Product: Brix domain-containing protein
Exons: 2
Coding region: 1-1338 (445 amino acids)
Biological process (GO): rRNA processing; ribosomal large subunit assembly
Cellular component (GO): preribosome, large subunit precursor
Molecular function (GO): rRNA binding
Source: RefSeq, a predicted model, not a curated record
AUGGCCAAGGGACGUGUCAAGAAGCGCACCCAUCUUCGCGCGCAAAAUGCUUCGGCCGGUGCGAAGAGCGCCGCUUCUUCUACAGCCAAGCCCCCGAAGUCCAUGGUCAUCCGAGUAGGUGGCUCUCAGGUUGGCACCAGUGUAAGCCAGCUGGUCAAGGAUGUUCGCCAGAUGAUGGAGCCCGAUACAGCAGUGCGAUUGAAGGAACGCAAAUCCAACCGGCUGCGCGACUAUACAGUGAUGACCGGCCCGCUCGGUGUCACACAUCUUCUUCUGUUUUCCAAAUCCCGGACGGGCAACACCAACAUGCGUCUCGCGGUCACGCCUCGGGGUCCGACGCUCCACUUUCAAGUCGAGAACUAUUCGCUCUGCAAGGAUGUCGAGAGGGCACUGAAGCGCCCGCGGAGCGGCGGUCAAGAUCAUAAGACACCACCAUUGCUGGUGAUGAACAACUUCAGUUCUGCGGAUGCAACGGAAGAUUCCAAAGUUCCCAAACGGCUCGAGACUCUCACCACCACCAUCUUUCAAUCCCUCUUCCCUCCGAUCAACCCCCAAGCCACGCCUUUGUCCACUAUCCGCCGUGUCAUGCUGCUGAACAGAGAGCCUUCCGAGUCCGAGGAGGAAGGUUCGUACAUGUUGAGUCUCCGGCAUUACGCCAUCGCCACAAAAAAGACAGGAGUCCCGAAACGCAUCCGCCGGCUGGACCCCAAAGAGAUCCGGAACCGCGAUAAGAAGAAGGCUGCCGUCCCAAACCUUGGCAAGCUGGAAGAUGCCGCCGAUUACCUCCUUGACCCGUCUGCGGCUGGGUAUACAUCUGCGAGCGAGACCGAACUCGACACCGACGCCGAGGUGGAGGUUGCGGAGAGCACCACCCGAAGAGUCCUCAACAAGCGGGAGAUGCAGCGCAUAAAGGCUAGCGAAAAAGGCGAGAAAAAACCCGCCAACACCCCCGGGGUCGAGAAACGUGCGGUGAAACUGGUGGAGUUGGGCCCGCGCUUGAAGCUCCGAUUGAUGAAGGUUGAAGAGGGUGUUUGUGAGGGCAAGAUUAUGUGGCACGACUUCAUUACGAAAUCGGAGAAGGAAAUCAAAUCCAUGGACCAGAGCUGGAAUGUCCGGCGGAAGGAGAAAGAGCAGAGGAAGAAGCAGCAAAAGGAGAACAUUGAACGGAAGAAGCAGGACAAGGCUAAGGCCAAGGCCAGGGGCGAACCUGUUGAAGAGGAUGACGAUGAGGAGGAGGAUGUUGAUAUGGACGAUGACGACUGGCACAGUGAUGACUUUGGGGAUGAAGAUGAGGGCGCCGAGCCGGAAGAGGAUUCGGACGACUCAAUGGAGGAGUGA